AUGAAGUACUCGCAAGUUUUGUUCAGCGCGGCAGCGAUCCUCGCUACCGCGCAAGCCGCACCAGCUGCUGCUAAGCACGCAGGCCACCAGCACGCCCGUCGUGAUGUGGUCACUGUGGUGCAGUACGUGGACAGCAACGGUAACCCGGUCAGCACGAACGCUCCUGGUGUGACCACCACGGUGCAGCCACCUGCCUCGUCCGAAGCGACUCAAAGUUCGACUCCGGCUUCGAGUCAGGGUUCCUCUGCUCCUUCUUCGUCGUCGUCUUCCUCUGGCGGCGACUUCCAAGACGGUACCAUCCAGUGUUCCCAGCUUCCCUCGGGCCAGGGCCUCGUCGACCUUUCGUGGGUCGGCUACGGUGGCUGGGCCUCCGUGAUGGACAUGAACGGUAAUACCGCUUCCUCCUGUCAAGACGGCUACUACUGCUCUUACGCGUGCCAGCCAGGUUUUUCUAAGACGCAGUGGCCUUCUGAACAACCAUCGGACGGCAGAUCCGUCGGUGGUCUCUACUGUAAGGACGGUUACUUGUACCGCAGCAACACCAACGCGAACUCCCUGUGUGAGGCCGACGCUUCCACUUCUCAAGCGGUCAACAACAAGGACCAGCAAAUUGCCAUGUGCAGAACCGACUACCCAGGUUCCGAGAACAUGGUUGUCCCUACCGUCGUCGAGGCCGGCUCGUCGCAGCCCGUCUCUGUGGUCAACGAGGACGGCUACUUCCAAUGGAAGGGCAUGAAGACAUCCGCUCAGUUCUACGUCAACAACGCUGGUGUUUCCAUGGAAGACGGCUGUGUUUGGGGUACUGAAGGCUCCGGUGUUGGUAACUGGGCUCCUGUCGUUCUAGGUGCCGGUACUACCGGUGGCAACACUUACUUGUCCAUCAUUCCAAACCCUAACAACAAGACUCCACCAAACUUCAAUGUCAAGAUUGAGGCCACCGAUGGUUCCUCCGUCAACGGUGAAUGUUCGUACGAGAACGGCUCCUACAGCGGCAGUGGUUCCGACGGUUGCACGGUGACUGUCACCUCUGGAUCCGCCAACUUCGUCUUCUACUGA
Messenger RNA from Lachancea mirantina, 1056 nucleotides. The record is from the annotation of a GenBank genome assembly. Lineage: Eukaryota; Fungi; Ascomycota; Saccharomycetes; Saccharomycetales; Saccharomycetaceae.